Messenger RNA from Hermetia illucens (black soldier fly), 778 nucleotides. RefSeq lists its product as uncharacterized. The transcript has 5 exons. The record is from RefSeq and is a predicted model, not a curated record. Lineage: Eukaryota; Metazoa; Arthropoda; Insecta; Diptera; Stratiomyidae. The coding region runs from base 11 to 778 and encodes 255 amino acids.
UAUUGAAACCAUGCAACCAACAAGCAUUUCACUAGGAUGUGUAGUAGGUGUUGUGAUACUUAGUGUUUCUAGUGCCGAAUCAUAUUCAAAUCAUAGUAGAAAUCUGGAUUAUCUGCGAAGUGAGGUUGUAUCUUUGAAGCGACAGGCAAGAUUUGUUAAGUUUCAAACUUUGGGUGAUGAUCUGAAGGUUCUAUUGGAGUUCAUAGUUCCGUUCUUCAGUGUCCCUGUGAAAAGGACAAUGGACGAUGCAUCAAGUAUGGCAAAGGGAUUCAUGAAUAUAAACGUAGGAGCUCUUGUGCUGACUGGAGUGACGAUUAUAGCAGGUGUUUCGACAGCAGCCGCCCUAUCGCAUCUAGCACGGAUGGCUAACGGACGAAUGAAAGCUAUGCGAAGUUCUGAUAUCCUGGAUGAUAUUAAUGCAUUUUCCUUUGGGGAAAAGGAAGUACAUAACGAAAAGUCAGAAUCGCCCAUGCAUGACAUUUUCACAAACAUCGACACAAUAUUUCGAGAAUUCAACAUAGAUUUAUCAACAUGUAUUCAAAAAACAACUUGUCUCCUUGUCAAGGAAUCAACUCAAAGAGUUGCUCAAGGUAAAGGGACAAAUAUAAACAAAAUAAUUGAUGGCGUGACGAGCGCGAACUGGAUAUCGACAUUCCUAUCAGGAACUAAAAUGGGAGAAGCUAUUGACAUUGGUAGAAGUAAUGAUGACUGCUCAUCUAGACAUACAACUUGCAAUUGGUCAGACAAUAGCAUUAAAGACUUCAUUGAUUCCAUGUAG